AUGUACACAAAUGCGUCUUCUGCACUUUUGCUAACAUUGACAACACUGGGCUUAUCUGAUGCAUAUAUUUACCCAGCAUUUCUGUUUGGGACUUUAACAUAUCUGUUAAUUAUGUUUUUCAACCUUUUGGUAUUAAUAACGAUUGCGUGGAGUAAAAAGCUACACAAGCCCAUGUUUAUCCUGCUGUUCAAUUUGCCCAUUAGCGACAUGGUUGGUGCUACAGCUUUUUUUCCACAGCUUGUUUUCAGCAUUGUGACACAGAACAGACUGAUAUCCUAUCCUGCAUGUAUUACUCAGGCUUUUUUGAUUCAUGUUUACGGUACAGGAAACUUGCUGAUCUUGAGUGCCAUGGCAUAUGACAGAUAUAUUGCGAUAUGUUUUCCUUUGAAGUAUAAUGCCAUCAUGACUCAACAUAAAUUAGUUAGGAUUAUUAUGAUAAUAUGGUUUAUAAAUCUCUCAUUGAUGGUCACAUUGAUUUCGUUGCUUGAACGGUUAAAAAAUUGCAGGACAAAUAUAGUAGAUUUAUACUGUAACAAUCCAUCAUUAUUGAAACUGGCCUGUGAGGACACCGAAGUGAACAACUACUAUGGACUGUUCACUAUAGUCUUACUCCAAGGCGGAUCACUGUUAAUAAUAGUGUUCACAUAUGCACAGAUUCUGCGUACAUGUGUCAUGACUAAUCAGACUGAUGCCCGGCGAAAAGCCAUUCAGACAUGUGGCUCACAUUUAGUGGUUUUCUUAAUUCUUCAAAUCAAUACUAUGGUUACACUAAUUUCUCAUCGCUUUGAGAGUGUGUCCCCUUUUCUGAGAAGGGCUCUUGGUGUGUCAGUUUUAGUUUUCCCUCCUUUUUUGGACCCAAUAAUAUAUGGACUGAAAACUGCAGAACUCAAGCAGAGCAUAAAAAUGCUCCUAAUAAGAAAUGUAUGUUCAUCGAGGCUGUAACACAGUUUUCACUUUUGGCUUCCCUAUGAAAUAUUGGCAACUUCCUAA
Micropterus salmoides (largemouth bass) is the source of this 990-nucleotide messenger RNA. RefSeq names its product olfactory receptor 52B2-like. The record is from RefSeq and is a predicted model, not a curated record. Gene Ontology annotation, biological process: G protein-coupled receptor signaling pathway. Lineage: Eukaryota; Metazoa; Chordata; Actinopteri; Centrarchiformes; Centrarchidae. The transcript has a single exon. Gene Ontology annotation, cellular component: membrane. Gene Ontology annotation, molecular function: olfactory receptor activity; G protein-coupled receptor activity. Bases 1 to 942 code for a protein of 313 amino acids.